AUGAGAAAUUGUCCAAUAGCUUGGGCAGGACAAUAUUCUGGUCGUAGUGGAAAGCCAACAAUUAUUCUAGAAGCUAUAGCCGAUUAUGAUCUGUGGAUUUGGCAUGCAUAUUUUGGGUUGCCAGGAUCGAACAAUGAUAUUAAUGUACUUGAGUAUUCUCAUCUUUUUGCUAAUCUUGCUGCAGGUAUUACAAUUCCUGCUCGUUAUGUCAUUCAAGGAAAAGAGUACAAUAUGUGUUACUAUUUAGUUGAUGGUAUAUAUCCAAAAUGGUCAACACUUGUUCAAACGAUUCAUGCUCCACAAGGUCGAAAGAAUAAAUUAUUUGCAAUGAAGCAAGAAGUGUGUAGAAAGGAUGUUGAGCGAGCAUUUGACGUGCUCCAAUCACGCUUUGCAAUUGUUGCAGGACCUUCACGUUUUUGGCAGAAAAAUAUUUUACAUGAUAUACUGACAUCAUGUAUUAUUAUGCAUAAUAUGAUAAUUGAAGAUGAACAUGAUUUAAAUGCACCAAUCGUGGAACACUUUGAGGUGUCGACUCCAGAUGUUGAGCCCGCAAUAGAUGAUGGUACUCGAUUUGAAGAGUUUCUAGCUCGAUACAGACAAAUCAAAGACAAAGAAGUUCAUAUUGCCCUUCGAAAUGCAUUAAUUGAGCAUUUAUAG
Molecule: messenger RNA, 657 nt
Organism: Zingiber officinale
Lineage: Eukaryota; Viridiplantae; Streptophyta; Magnoliopsida; Zingiberales; Zingiberaceae
Exons: 1
Coding region: 1-657 (218 amino acids)
Source: RefSeq, a predicted model, not a curated record